This is a messenger RNA of Brachypodium distachyon (stiff brome), 847 nucleotides long. RefSeq names its product autophagy-related protein 8C. NCBI's taxonomy places the organism in Eukaryota, Viridiplantae, Streptophyta, Magnoliopsida, Poales, Poaceae. The record is from RefSeq and is a predicted model, not a curated record. The coding region runs from base 182 to 541 and encodes 119 amino acids. The transcript is spliced from 6 exons. Gene Ontology annotation, biological process: cellular response to nitrogen starvation.
GAGCAAUACGUUUCGUGCGCCUAGCAGUUUAACCAACCCCCAAUCCCCACCCUUCCUCCUGCUCCUCGUCCCUAUCUCUUCACCUUCCUUGCCCUCGACAACGCCGCCCGCGCUCAUCGUCUCUCACCGGAACACGCCGAAUCCCCAAUCCAAUCCGACCCUGACCGUCUCGAGGCGCGUGAUGGCGAGGAGCUCGUUCAAGCUGGAGCAUCCGCUCGAGAGGAGGCAGGCUGAGGCCAACCGCAUCAGAGAGAAGUAUCCUGAUAGAAUUCCUGUCAUUGUUGAGAAGGCUGAGAGGAGUGAUAUCCCAGACAUUGACAAGAAGAAAUACCUCGUCCCUGCUGAUCUCACUGUCGGACAGUUCGUAUACGUUGUACGGAAGCGGAUCAAGCUCAGUGCCGAGAAGGCAAUCUUCAUCUUUGUGAAGAACACACUCCCACCAACAGCUGCUCUGAUGUCUGCAAUCUAUGAGGAGAACAAGGAUGAGGAUGGCUUCCUCUACAUGACAUACAGUGGCGAGAACACCUUCGGUCUGUUCUAAGCGGGCAGAACAAUAACACCAUUGAACAACAAUGCCUCCUCCUGUAAAUAGGUGUCCGAUGAAGAAACAACCUGUGUAUAUAACACCUGGUCUACCUAGUCGUCGUAAGUCCUUGCAUUUUAAUGUCAAAAAUCGGUUCGACAGUAGAAGCAUAUGAUGCUUGAUACGUUUAAGUAGUUGUCUGGUCCUUCUGUAAAACUUGCAUGGUUUAAUCUGAUCUGUGAACUUGCUAUUCUAACAAACUGGAAUCAAAGACUAAAGUCUUUCUCCUGCCCCCAUUAAAGAAAAGUUUGCGUUUUGAUGUUA